This is a messenger RNA of Ceratotherium simum simum (southern white rhinoceros), 1023 nucleotides long. It is a transcript of the gene LY6H, whose product is annotated as lymphocyte antigen 6 family member H. The record is from RefSeq and is a predicted model, not a curated record. Lineage: Eukaryota; Metazoa; Chordata; Mammalia; Perissodactyla; Rhinocerotidae. Gene Ontology annotation, molecular function: acetylcholine receptor inhibitor activity; acetylcholine receptor binding. Gene Ontology annotation, cellular component: plasma membrane. Gene Ontology annotation, biological process: acetylcholine receptor signaling pathway.
CGGCUCCGCCCCGCUCCUCGCGCGGGGUCCGCUUCUGCGGCUGCGUUCCCCGAAAGACGAGGCUGCGCUCCGGUUCCGGUCCGCAGGGAGACCGAAGGGCACCGCUCCCCGUGCCGCCCGCGCUGCCCGCGCCCCGGAGUGCCGACACCCCAGGGAUGUGAGUGCAUCCCCCGACCCGAGGCCCGCGCUCCACGCCUCCAUCCGCGGCCGGCGCCACAGAAGACCCCCGCCCACAGCGCCCGCGCCUUCCCGAGGCCCGCCUGGAGCAUGUUGCCUGCAGCCAUGAAGGGCCUCGGCCUGGUGCUGCUGGCCGCUCUGCUGUGCUCUGCUCCCGCCCGUGGCCUGUGGUGCCAGGACUGCACGCUGACCACCAACUCCAGCCAUUGCACCCCGAAGCAGUGCCCGCCCUCGGACACAGUGUGUGCCAGCGUCCGGAUCACUGAUCCCAGCAGCAGCAGGAAGGAUCAUUCGGUGAACAAGAUGUGUGCCUCAUCCUGCGACUUCGUUAAGCGGCACUUUUUCUCAGACUAUCUGAUGGGCUUCAUUAACUCUGGGAUCUUGAAAGUGGACGUGGACUGCUGCGAGAAGGAUUUGUGCAACGGGGUGUCCGGGGUGGGGGGCAGCCCCUGGGUCCUGGCCGGAGGGCUCCUGCUCAGCCUAGGGCCUGCCCUCCUCUGGGCUGGGCCCUGAGGUUCCCUCCCUCCUGCAGGGCUUCUGAGCUUGCUCCUCGGAGCCUGUGGUUGCCCCCUCCCCAGCCUGGCCCGGCUGGGGCUGAGGACAGCCUUGGCUGGGCUCCAUGGUCUGUGGCCCUCGCCCCUCCCCGAGACGUGAGACCUCCCUGUCUCUCCACCAGCUUCGAGUCCCAGCCAGCAGGACAUCUCCAGGAAACCAGGCGUUGGGCAGGAGGCCCGGGGUUGAGGGCAGGAGGCUGGGACCCCCAGGUCUCUGAGCCAGGCCCAGCCCAGCAGCCUGGCUGUGAGGGCAUCUUCCAUGGAGAAAUAAAGUCACUUGUGAGUCCAGAGA